CAAAUUGAAGAUUUUCAUACAUAAACGAUGUUUGAUUAUCAUUACUUUUACAUCGCAUACAAGCUACCAAGUACAGCUUCCAAAAUACACAAAGCUAGACUGCAAUAACCGAAAAGAAUGAGUUUUCUAUUAAACUAUCAAGUCGAAAUCCAUCAAGCCGUUUGGGCUGUAGCCAGUGAAAUAAGAAUUCCAAGCGCUACUUGUCUUAUUAAAAUGCGCCAUUAAGUUUUUAUAAAAUUUUAAUUUCGUCAGUGGUACUUGCACUACUAAGACGUUUUCAACAACUCAAAUAUCAAAAGCCAUAAAGCCGUUUAAUCUACAGCCUCUGAAUAUAAUUUCAAGGUUUAUUUGUGUUCGCGUUUCGUGUGGAAAGGGACGGGUCGAUAUAAAUAGAAACGAGUGUACCUCAAGAUGCAUUUUCCUAUCCCAGUUCCCUGAAGCCCAGCUAUCGCUUAACCGGUCCCUAAGUGCAUGGAUGGACCGAUACUCACCCGCAGAAGUGCAAGAUUCCAAGUCUUGCACCCAUGACACACGUCCUCAUCACAGAGCAUGCUCACAACAGCUUCGUAGAAGCUCUUCCAAUGGGCUGCGACGCUAAAACUAUCAUCAUUGUUCUCUUUAUUGACAGGUCGUCAUCGAUCCAUACUGUAUUGUUCGGAUCAGCGACCCUAGACACACACAGCUCAAGGAUCUAGCUCUAAAAAUCCCUCAGAUGAUAUUCCCGCCACCGCACCGGGGUUGGUUGUCCGACUUUGGCCAAUCAUCCUGUAGAUAUCCCACAAAGUCGCCUCGCACGACUGACAGUUUAUAGCCUUGGUGCCUGGGGCCAGACUUAUGCAUAGGAUGAUAUACAUGAGAUGCAUUUAGAAUUUAUAUUUUGAAAAUACUACCUCACGUCAACUUUUUAAAUAAUCGAUCACUGUAGUACUACGUGGGACGUGUAGCUACUUGCAAAUCAUGAAAAUUGAAGCACUGGGCAAAACCUUUUCCACUAUCUAAACAUAUAAUCGUGGACAAACAAGUAACAUGUGCGUUUCACCACGAUGUACUAUAUACCUAGCUACUAUUUACACUUGGCAAUAAUGAAGUUUCAGAUUAUGCAGAACCAAUGAUACCGGGGGUCAUGUAUUAUGCUGUAUGUGAUGUCGUGACACGUUGCGCCCUUACGCUGCAACAUCUGUCGCUACUCAAGUAUAAAGUAUAAAGAGAAAUUUAGGCUCAGCUCAAAAAUAAUGGAUCGUGUGUAACUGAAAACUACAAAUCUUAUUACGUAAACCAGCUAUUUCAAAAUCAGACCAUCAUGUAUCUGCCAUCUUUCUCAAGGGAGCUGGAAGUCAGAAGAAUUCACGAUACCAGAACUAUUCCAGCUUGCUAUCGGAAUAUUGGAGAUGUCAGUCUUAGAGCCCAAAUGUCAAAUAAAGGGAGGUGUUUUCAUUGUGGACCUCGGCGAUAUAUCGCUCAAUCUUGCAUGGUACCUUACUCCUUCAUUGGCCAAAGAUCUUAUGGCUUUAGCUAUGACAAGUUUCCCAAUGCGGCUAGAAGAAGUUCACUUCAUCUUCUCCUCGUGGGUAUUCGAUACAGCGUGGAGCAUCUUCAAACCCUUGCUUCCAGAUACAGUGAAAGCCAGGAUCUACUUCCAUGGAGACGAUCUGGAUAGCCUUCACAAUCAGAUGGAACCAAAAUAUCUACCGAAGAGAUACGGAGGAAUCCAUUUCGACUACCCUUUAGAUGUUUGGUUCGAAGACGUACUUCUAAAGGAUGAAAGGAUUCUUGAUGUCAUGGCAAAAUUAGGUUACGAACAACUGAGAAGACUGAAAGAAGAAAUUAGCAAAGCUUCCGAUUGAACUUAAGCAGUCGCAAAUUCUAAGGAAUCAAUUUUUUAUAACAGCCGUACUUCCAACCAGGAGUGAAAGACCAUUUGAAAAUAUGCAUCUCUGUACUUAGUAUUGGCUCUCUGUUGCGCUCUUUGUAUGUCAUCCCCAGAAGUAACUCAGAGCUGGAUCAUCAACCCCGUUAAACUAUUAAAUAAUGCGGAGAUUUGUUUACAUUAGCCACAGAAGGCCAAAGCUGUUCCAGAAUAAAUUCUCGUAAUGAGGAAACAGCUUAUGUAUUUUAAGAAGAGCGAUAAUCCAGAAUCACAUCACUUACGCACUAGUGGGCCCCUUAUACAUCCUCUCCUGGGGUUACUCAAGGUUGGAUCAUCAGCCACCCUAAACUAUUGAAAACGUGGUGAUGAGAUCCAGCAAAGUUUCCCUUACACUAGCCAUAGAAAAACGGCGUUCUCUCAGAAUGUAUUCUUCGAUUAAUAUGACAGCUGGGCAGUCUCAAGCAAGUGCUUGACUGUAUCAUCUUCCUACCACAACCUCUUUAUAAGGAUAUAGUAUUACAGAGAUGUUUCCUUAGCUGACAAUGUUCAGCAAUGCCUUUGCCAUCCGAAGUAGUCUGGAAAUAAUCAGCUAGUAUUUUACUAGUUCCUUAAGCACCCCGAUAUAUCCUCAAAAUUGUUUUUAAAUACAUUUUGAGUGUGAUCUUUUAACUCAGUUAAACAUAAUUGGGCCUAAAAUUCUGAUGUCAGCAUCCCUUUUUGUCGAUCUCUCAGGUACAACAUUACCCUUGGAUUGUCAAUGACCCUCCACCCAGGCAACAGUUAUGUUGUUACUAGUAGAGGUUCUCGCAGGUGUCAAAUGGCAAUGUAGUUGUGUCCUCGUUAGAUCACAACAAGACCCCAGUAAUCGGUUUGUAGUAGUUAGAGCUGGUACGAUAGAUUAUUGUUAAAUUCUGUGAACUUUGACGGUGUUAAAUGUCGAACAGAAAGUGGUGUUUUGUGCCAAAAUGUACAAGUACGUCAAGUACAAUACCACAAAAAAAUGUUUAAGAGUGUUCCUGCGAACAACGUAAAAAGUGGUUUGACGCAGCUCGACGGGAUUUAAAAUCAGUUUCUUCCACGUGGACCAUGUACUGCUGCGAAGAUCAUUUUGACCUGGAAAAAGAUAUGGAAAACUAUCUACAAUACAAGAUGAGUACCGUUCGAGCCCGGAUGAAUCCUAAUAUUGCACCUCAUAAAUUUGCAUGUCAACUGGGUAGACAAUUAAGCUCUACGAAACGAGUAUUCAGCGAAAAAAGGGCAAGGCAGAAAGACAUCGCCAAAUAUUUGCAGCCAGCGGCGGCACGCCGGGCGGGAUCCUCAACCGAAAAGUCCGAGCCUGAAGGCGUGGAAGUUAUUGAGGAGAUCAAUUGCCUGAACCGUUAUCAGUAGAAGUUCAGUCACAGGUAUGUGACAAGGCAUGCCAAACCAAACAGGUACAUUUUAGAAGCAAGUCAGGUCAAAUCUCGUAAAAACGGAAAGUAAUGGAUGUUGCUGUGUCGCCAAUAAGAAUUUCUGUGCUUGCUAAACAGAUUUCAGAGCGGCCAAAAAAAACGUUUGCAAGUGGAAAGUGAACGGGCAAAUCUUGAAAGUCCCGCAAUAACAGAAACAUCCGAAUCUGAUUCGUAUGAAGCCAGUGGAAGCCGUACUAAAAGCAGUGCCAGCGAAGCUGACCAGCUUAUUGCCGAGAUCGUUGUCAUUCUAAGCGGAAUAUUAGCCGACGUUUAGAACCUAGCUUCAUUGCCCAUCCGCCGAAUGCAGCCCUAAGCUUUGUGAUUUUAGUAGCUAUAAACUUCUAUAAUGUGACUGCUCCCUUAAGUAUUCCCCAAUAGACCCCAAAAAACUAAGAUUCUCUCUACAUCCCUGGAAUUUCUCUCAUUGAAAACAUAUAAGGUACCAUACUUUACUUCAGAAUAGUGUAAUAAAGCCUCAUUAUGCAUGCAAAAAGAACCAAUUUCGGGGCUCUUAAUAGGCGUAACAAGGUAAAAAGGUAUGUAUGAUAAUUUAAAUUGAGAAUCAGUAUUGCCUGACAAUAAUCCAUGGAGAUCCUAAUAUUGUACCUUCAACAUUUCCUUUGCAGCUAAGGUUAAGCCAGUUAAUUCCACGUGAGUAACGAUGGCAUGUUAGUCUAUAGACCAUACCAAUGCUUCUAGACCAGCCAACUUUAUCAUUUUUCUUAGAUCCGUCCUUCCUCGAUCUAGUCUUCAAAAGUUGAUCAAAGUUUUUCCCCGUAAUCCAAGCUAAUUCAUAACACCAUCACUUGUGGGGUUGAUCUAACAAGUGGUAGCACCCAUAGUACAGAAGAGUCGCCGACGGUGAGAAGCAAGUAACUAAAAGUCGCAUCUGUUAAUAUAGUUUUAUUCUAUACGUUUCAUAGGGCUUUUACACCAGGCAUUGUCUUGAUUUUAAAAUUGGGAAAGUUUCUUCGAAUACAGGUUUUGUAACAACCUCCUUAGAACUUUUUAUUGUAGUACAGAAUUUUGAGCGUACAGUCUGUGAUAAAAGUAAUUCUUACAAUUUUUGGCCACUUAAUUUAGAGUGUAUAUAUAUUUUAUUCAAGCAACAAUAUAAAAUCACGAAGUUUGUCUUUAAUAUAGUAGUGCAGAUUAGUACAAUUACAUUAUAGUUUUAAAGCCGAACUGUAUCAUAUCCUCCAUAUUUCGGCAAAUAAUUGGUAUGUAAAAAAUCAUUAUUUUUUAUACACAUCGUAUCAAUAUGUUUAGGCUAAGUGAUAUGACAAAAGUAGUAACGUUACUAAUUAUGAAUUUGUUUUAAAAAUACUAUCAUGUUUCGAGGCCGCUAUGUUAGUGCGUGUUAUUAAAUCUAUAACGUCGUAUUAUUUGCUAAAACAAUAGGUAGGUUGAGAUUCAGCCAUAAUUAGCGUUAGUAUAUUUUAUAUGUUUAUUUCUUUUGUAUUUGAAAUAAAUGCGAUUUUAAUUAUAGGUACACUAUUUUUUAUUCGUAAAAUCCUUGCGGUCUGACGCAGAACUGCAACGAGUGGGGCGGGGGGGGGGGUUUAGG
Molecule: messenger RNA, 4885 nt
Organism: Acanthoscelides obtectus
Lineage: Eukaryota; Metazoa; Arthropoda; Insecta; Coleoptera; Chrysomelidae
Source: the annotation of a GenBank genome assembly